Molecule: messenger RNA, 2348 nt
Organism: Lates calcarifer (barramundi perch)
Lineage: Eukaryota; Metazoa; Chordata; Actinopteri; Centropomidae
Gene: rabl2
Product: RAB, member of RAS oncogene family-like 2
Exons: 8
Coding region: 632-1303 (223 amino acids)
Cellular component (GO): Golgi apparatus; endosome
Molecular function (GO): GTP binding; GTPase activity
Source: RefSeq, a predicted model, not a curated record
AGGAUACAUAACGAAGUGGUCCUUCGCGCGUCUCCGUUGCAUAGAAACGAAAACCGUUGGGGACUUCAUAUAACAUCUACAAACUUUUAGUAUCUCGAUCUCUAGAUGAGUGAAUAAAAUUAUUUAUGCCAUCCUUCUGCUUUAGAAAAAUAAUAGUCACAAGACAAUCGGCGACAUCUGGAUUGCCAUUUGGAGUACCCGUGGUUAACAGAUGCUAUCAACGCUAAUUCUGUUAGCGGUGCUAGCCCACGGUUAAAUGUUAGCAUUCGUCGCCUCCGUCAGUGUCUCGGAGCGCACGGUGAAGGUAACAGUUUAAUGCUUACAAGAGACUUUAAAAAGUCAAAUGUAAUCCAUGACCUUUCCCGUACUACCAUCAGCUUCAGUUAGUGUAAGUUUUGUUGAUGUGACGACCAACGAACCAGUGAAAUGAGCGAUAUCAAGUCGAACGAAGCGAUGUUAACCUCAGCUAACCGAUGGCAAACUAGCUAACGCUUCUUGUCCUCAAAAGCCGUCGGAUGCUAGCUCCUUUAAGGAGCUCGGGCAGUUUUUUUUUCAGGUAUUUAAGUUAAGGUCAAGUUAGCAAGCAUAAGCUAAUACUAGCAUACCGGUCAAAGCAAUAAAAAAGAGGGAAAUGGCUGGUGACGUUGGCAGCAUCCCUGAACUGGACCAGAAGAAAUACGAUGCAGAUGAACAAGUGAAGAUCAUCUGUCUGGGCGACAGCGCAGUUGGUAAAUCUAAGCUGAUGGAGAGGUUUCUCAUGGAUGAAUAUCGUCCCCAGCAGUUGUCAACUUAUGCUCUGACUCUCUACAAAUACACAGCCACAGUGGGAAACAAGACAGUAGCUGUUGAUUUCUGGGACACGGCCGGUCAGGAGAGGUUUCAGAGCAUGCAUCCCUCAUACUACCACAAAGCACAUGCAUGCAUCAUGGUGUUUGAUGUUCAAAGGAAGAUCACAUACAAGAAUCUGGCCAACUGGUAUAAGGAGCUGAGAGAGUACAGGCCAGAGAUACCCUGUUGUGUGGUUGCCAACAAAAUCGAUGCUGAUUUGAAGGUGACACAGAGAAGCUUUAACUUUGGAAAGAAGCAAGGACUCCCAUUUUACUUUGUGUCUGCAGCUGAUGGGACUAAUGUAGUUAAGAUGUUCAGAGAGAUGAUCAAGAGAGCAGUGGACUACAAGCAAAACCCCAGUGACUUCAUGGAUGAAGUAAUGCAGGAAUUAGAGAAUUUUGACCUGGAGAAGAAAGAAGAUAAUUCAGAAGCAGAUGAGGAUGGACUGAAAGCAGAGAGUCCCGAGUUGGUCUGACAGAUUUUUGCAGCCCCCCCCCCUCCAACCCUGUGGUCAUCUCAUGGAUUAUUAAUCCUCCUCUGGGUAUGAUGCUGCAAAUAAAUUAAUAAAUUUUAGUCAGAAAACGUCAGAGAGAGAUCUCUGAUUCUCUGUGACAGACACCAUCAACAGGCACGUACUAUUGGAUUGUAACUCUACUACUGGAGGGUGGCUGACAGUCUUCUCAUCAGGUUUUAAGUCACUGUUCUCCAUCUGUCCAGUGACACUGGCAGGGAUGUAAACCUGGUGGAACAACUGAGAACUGUGUUGUUUACCGAGUUCAUUUAGCUGCUAUUUUAGCAUUGUUACUCAUACUUUGUCUUAACAAUAUCUACUAUUAUAGUAAUAGAAGAUCCCACAGUGAGGCUGAAUGUUUGCUUAAACGUGAAAACCAAUUAUGUUGUAAUAAGAAUGUGAAGAGUUGAAAACUAACUCACACAGAGCAAAGGGAACGUGUGAUUAUGAACUGAAUCCGCUGCUGUUUUCGACAUUUGUUUGUAGUGUUGUGUGUGGUGCCAGCGGGGCGCUGUAUCUGUUGGCUGCUUUUGUUGCAUUCAUAUUAUGAUGGAAAGUCUGUUUUUCCAGCGCCCUUCAAAUGAAAACUUAAUGUACCAUGUAACCAAAUUAUCAUAUGUUUCUUCCCAAAUUGCUGUGUGAGCCCACUGCAGGCACAAGAACACUAAGCAGUCAACUUCAGCAUUUUAGAGGAUACAACUGCCAGUCAUAUAUGAGUGGACAUGAGCUGUGUUGUACUCUUGUGAAAGGUCUCAGUUGUCCUUCGUGAUGUGUUUGAGGUAGCUGUUUGCACAUUCAUUCAUGUUAGCAGGAACGUUGCUAUGAAGAACUUUAAACCUGUUUUCUGACAGAAGCCUCAGUGUAGGGCAGGGUGAUACACGUAACUCGUUAUUUCUAUAUGAUUAUGAUGUUGUACACAGAAACUAUGUAUGUAAUUUUUCUAUUUAUAUUUGACUGUUUUGUGUGGUAUUUACUCAAAAUAAAUCACACUGGAACUUUUAAAUUUUAA